Molecule: messenger RNA, 1678 nt
Organism: Diceros bicornis minor
Lineage: Eukaryota; Metazoa; Chordata; Mammalia; Perissodactyla; Rhinocerotidae
Gene: SMS
Product: spermine synthase
Exons: 11
Coding region: 106-1203 (365 amino acids)
Biological process (GO): spermine biosynthetic process
Molecular function (GO): spermine synthase activity
Source: RefSeq, a predicted model, not a curated record
CCCCGGCGCGGCGCACUCCCCGCCGGUCGCUGCCUGACACGCCGUGCGGCCCCCCAGUCUCCCGCGGCUGCCUCCCCCAGGCAUGGCACAGGGCCUCGCCUCACUAUGGCAGCAGCACGGCACAGCACGCUCGACUUCAAGCUCGGCGCCAAAGCUGAUGGCGAGACCGUUCUAAAAGGCCUCCAGUCCAUUUUCCAGGAGCAGGGGAUGACGGAGUCGGUGCACACCUGGCAGGACCAUGGCUAUUUAGCAACCUACAUAAACAAAAACGGCAGUUUUGCCAGUUUGAGAAUUUACCCACAUGGAUUGGUGUUGCUGGACCUUCAGAGUUACGACAGUGAUGAGCAAGGCAAAGAAGUUGACAGUCUUUUGAAUAAAGUAGAAGAAAGAAUAAAAGAAUUGAUUCAGGACAGUACUGGGCGGGUGAAGCGAUUGCCACCCAUAGUUCGAGGAGGGGCCAUCGACAGAUACUGGCCCACUGCUGAUGGCCGCCUGGUUGAGUACGACAUAGAUGAAGUGGUGUAUGAUGAAGAUUCAACUUAUCAGAACAUUAAAAUUCUACACUCGAAGCAGUUUGGAAAUAUUCUCAUCCUUAAUGGGGAUGUUAAUUUGGCAGAGAGUGAUUUGGCGUAUACCCGGGCCAUCAUGGGCAGUGGCAAAGAAGAUUACACUGGCAAGGAUGUACUGAUUCUGGGAGGUGGAGAUGGGGGCAUAUUAUGUGAAAUAGUCAAACUGAAACCAAAGAUGGUCACUAUGGUAGAGAUUGACCAAAUGGUGAUUGAUGGAUGUAAGAAAUACAUGCGAAAAACGUGUGGCGACGUCUUAGACAAUCUUAAAGGAGACUGCUAUCAGGUUCUAAUAGAAGACUGUAUUCCAGUACUGAAGAGGUACGCCAAAGAAGGGAGAGAGUUUGAUUAUGUGAUUAAUGAUUUGACAGCUGUUCCAAUCUCCACAUCUCCGGAAGAAGAUUCCACAUGGGAGUUUCUCAGACUGAUUCUUGACCUCUCAAUGAAAGUCCUGAAGCAGGAUGGGAAAUAUUUUACACAGGGGAACUGUGUCAACUUGACGGAAGCCCUGUCACUCUAUGAAGAACAGCUCGGGCGCCUGUAUUGUCCUGUGGAAUUCUCAAAGGAGAUCGUCUGUGUCCCUUCAUACCUGGAAUUGUGGGUAUUUUACACUGUUUGGAAGAAAGCUAAACCUUGAAGAUCCAUGUCCCCGAAUCAUGUGUGCUGCAAAUAGCCUUCCUGACCUUCACAUGCUGUACAUGACAUCGAAACGCGUCAGGCAAUUGAUUGUGAAUUCCUUCAAGUUUUCGUUUUUAAUAAUUAUUUUUAAUUUAAAAAAGCAAAUGGAAAAAUGUAUAUUUUGAUGAGCUAGGGUGUUAUUUUUUUGAAAGUCAGCUGAAGGAUGAUUAGACAGCACAGCGAAGGCUGCUAAAUGCACUGAACCCCUAGAAUGUGAUUUUUGUUACUUUUUUCUGUGUGGGCUUUUUUUGUUUUUGUUUUGGUAGACUUUGAAUUUGGUUGUUUGGAGGAAUGAACAUCAUUCUUUUGUUCUGGAGGGAAGUUCUUGAUGGUGUUUCUUUCCCAAAAAAUUGACUUAGAUAUUAAAAUUUGGUGCUUAUAAGAAGUAAAAAGAAAUGAAUAGCAAUGCUUUGAUUAAAAUUACAAAUGAGAAA